UUGUCAAAACUUAACGAGGCAGUUUUCUGAAAGUUGGCCCCGUAGAGAGAAGCUGCGACGGAAUAGCCGAGGCGGGUCUCCUUUUUUUUCUGGCAACUCCGCAGACCACGGCGCAACGGGGAGGAUCACGCAACACAGGGCAGCUGGGGAGUCUCAAUGGCAGAGGAUGAUGCAGAAAAUAAUUGCAGGCAGCUUGGGAGGUGGACAACUCGAAGGGUGGGCAGGGAGGGGAGCAGAGAGGCACGGUGGCAUGGUUCUUGCUGGACCCCGGAGAGGUGCAGAUCAAAACAGUUGGGGUCAGUAGUUACUCACCAGGAACUGCCGGGAGGGAACCAGAAAACCAACGGGCGGGAUUAGAAAAGGGGGUUAGCGGGGAUGGGGAUUAAAGAAUUACAACAAGUAAGUAGACAAGAAAAAGAGAAGAAGAAGCAAGAGGGAAACAAAAUACAGAGAGGUAAGAUAGUAAGAGAGACACGACGAGAAGAUGGGAGGAGGAAGGAGGGGGGGAAAGAAGAGGAGAGGAAGAGGAGAAAGAGGAGUAAAGUAGUAGUAGUAGUAAGUUCUCUCUAGUAAAUUUUGGGAGGGAAAAGGGAA
This is a messenger RNA of Aspergillus welwitschiae, 594 nucleotides long. RefSeq lists its product as uncharacterized. NCBI's taxonomy places the organism in Eukaryota, Fungi, Ascomycota, Eurotiomycetes, Eurotiales, Aspergillaceae. The coding region runs from base 157 to 357 and encodes 66 amino acids. The transcript is spliced from 2 exons. The record is from RefSeq and is a predicted model, not a curated record.